UCUGUGAGAAUGCCCGUGUUUUACUGACAGAAUUGAUACGGGCUCAACUGACAUGGAGGCCCGGUUUUGUGAAUGAGGCCCAGUCCGACCUGACUCGGCUCGGCUCCGAUAAAGGAAGCCCAGAAAGACUGUUUUGCGAAGAGGGAAAUACAAGGACAGCGACCGCUGGGAGAGAAAGAAAAGGGAGAAGGAGACAGAGAAAGCGAGGAGAGAUCCAUUUCGGAACUCAGUUGAUUCAACGACGUCGCCGCCAUUUUGUUGUCACUUCGUGUUUUUAAUAUUGUUAUAUUUUUAUUAUUAUUAUUAUCGUCAUCAUUAUUAUUAAUAUUUUAAACCAUCAAGAAAACCGUAACCGUUUUCAGCGAUUAUAAAACUAAGAGUGUAUUUUUGUGUGACUAGUUUGUUUGUGAGCUGCACACAUUAGCUAUUCACGCAUAAAUAUAUUGUAGCUAGUAAGCUAGUAGCAGUGAGCUAUAAAAUAACAAAAUGCAAUAGCAUGGUACUAUUUGCUAGCCACCUAGCUAGCUAGCUAGAAUACGAAACGGUGUAGACUGGCACAUAGAGGCUCACAUAGUGAACUUAACGUAGCAAACCAACUACGCCAGCAUGAGAAAUUGAUACAGUGUACUCCGCUAGGUUACUGCGAAAGAUACAAAAUAAACAUCAGCGAUAUAGCUAGGUAGCUAUUCUGGCAAAUCACUCAAUGAAUUGCAGCUAGCUAUCUAGUGAGCGCACAGGAGCGCACACCACGAUAUAUUGUAUCUUAAGGCAAUUAUAACGACUUGUUUUUUUGCUUUAAUAAUAGUUUUUUAUGACAAUAUAACAAUACUGAACAAAUUUCACGUUGUCUUAACGACCUGCUUUUUUAGGGGAAUGCCUAUUUGUAUUUUUCUGUUUCGACGACGUUUUUUGGAAUGUGUGCGUGGCCGAACCCUUCACUACCCCGAGGUCUAACGGUGGUCGUAUUCUAUGUCAAGGUUGUGGGGGUAGCCAGCUAGUUGUUUUUUUUAUUAUAGGUUUCAUUUUCAUUAUAAAUAGCUGUCAUUAUCCAUACGCAUACAUAGCUAUAUUCUUUUUUCCAUAUCCGGAGCCAUCAGAGUUCAUUGCUUUCUCAGAUUGAGACUGUUCCGAUAAUUUUGACAUUUUGAAUCUGCAAAAAUUGACGGGACAUAAAAUACAUUCUUCACCAUGUUAAUACGCAAGAAGGGUGGAUUUCAAUCCAAAUGAUGUGAACACCGUCUUUGGACUCGCACCUUGCCGGAAAGAGGGAGACAGAAGACAGGUCGGUUGAAGCUGGACUGAAGGACAGCCACUCAAGCGGGAUCGUUUUUCUGACUGCCCCCAGUCCCCCUCCCCUUUUCCCUGGUCCCCUUCUCCCUGGCCCUUCAGCCUUCCCUAAAAACUGUGCCCCCCGCCCCACACACCACCCCCCCCACAUCUCUGAUGGAUCAGAGAACUCAGGGGGGGCCAGCCACACCUCCCCCCCUCCCCGCCGUCACCCCUCCCGGGGAGUCGGACAAGGAGGGAGGGGGUGGGAAAAACGAGGAGGAGAAACGGGAGAAGGAGAGAGAAGGAGGCGCACCGGAGGCCCCCGCCGGCGGGAACGGACCCGGCGGGGACCAGCAGCAGUUUUCGGUCACGGAGACGACCUUCUCAGAGGGCAACGUCAAGCUCAAGAUCGGCCUGCAGGCCAAACGCAUGAAGAAGCCGCCCAAGAUCCUGGAGAACUACGUGUGCCGGCCGGCCAUCCGGACCUCCGUCAGACAGGGCCGGGGCGGGCGGGGCAGCCGCGGGGGCGCGGCUAGUAACCACGUGAACAGCCCCUCCCACGACAAAGACAGAGACAGAGACAGGGAGAGGAGCCCAGCUCUGACCCCCAGCACUAACCCGCCCCCGCCCCCUCCCCCCACGGCUGCUCCCCCAACUCCACCUCCACCUCCGCCACCUGCUCCUCCUGCCUCGCCCCCCCCUCCCACCCCUGUCACUGGGAGCACGCCCAGCAAGAGGGGUCCCCCAAAAUUGGCUCGGAAGUCAGAGGUGAAAUCAGACACCUCAGCGGAGAGACCAGUGAACCUUCACCGCUCUGAUACAGACGUCAAACUGCCCCGUCCUGGAAAGAAGAGCCCCUCUCCCCCAACCAAUCGGCCCCCUUCCUCUUCCCCCACACCCCCACCCCCACCCCCCUCAACACAGGACUGCAAUACCGAAGGAGCCUCCAGAAGGCCACAGUCCCCGCAUGGCGACGGCCAGAGGGAGAAGGACCGGGGCAUCCUAAAUGGGGGGGCGCCCACAGUCACAGAGAAACUGGCCCAGCUCAUUGCUACCUGCCCCCCCUCCAAAUCCACUAAGGCCAAGAUCCGCAAAACCCCCUCCACGGCCAUCCUCAGCAGUGCGAACGCAAGUGCGGCUGUCGUUUCUCCGAGCCCAUCGCGGCCAGAGCCUCUGCCGCCAAACAGAGCAGCAGCAUCCUCUCCGCCUUCCAACCCCCAGCCGCCCCACCCUCCCACUCCCGUCUCCCGGCCCCCCGGCCGCCCCCGACACAGGGACAGCGUUCUGGAGAAGUUCUCUACCCCUCCUAAGAAGGAGGAGACGGGCAGUGAAGGCAAGGGUGGAAACAGCAGUAACGGUAGCACUACAAGCUCAAACGGGGCUAACGGCUCCGCCACCACAACCAGCAACAGCAUCAAACAGCAGACGCAUCUCACCUGCCCACCUCUGCCCGCCCCUCCACCCACGCCUCCGUCGGAUCAGAGGGCAGGGGGGGCUCCAGAUGGUAGACGUGGCCCGGCAACCUCCCCUGGCAGCCUGUCGAAGGGAGGUCCUGGCCAAUCGGAGGGUGGCGACAGGGAACGGGAACGAGAUAGAGACAAAGAAGGUCCCAGGGACCUGAGCCUGAACAAAUGCCCCCCUCCCUCAGGACCUGCCAGGCAGGAGAGCAGCACUAAAGGGACACUAAUGUCUUCUAGCGGGCAGAGCAGGAAGACCGCCAGCCCUGCCAAGCCCAGCCCGAGUCGGGACAGAGGUCCCAGUGCAGCGGCCCCUUUAGAUUCCACGAGACACGAGACUGCCUCCCCUACCCAUCCGCCCACCUCCGGCAGUCCCGCCCCGUGCCCAAACAGUGCGCCCAGCUCUCCCCCCAGCUCCCCCCCGGAGCAGGACUGUAAGCCCCUGAAGAAACGAAAGGGGCGCCGCCCCCGUUGGACGCGGGUGGUUAAUCGGACACACAAAGUGACGCAGGGCAAGGAGGCCCCCUCGAUUGCCACCACUAAUUAUGCCGAGCAACAGACUCCUAAAUUGCGCAAAACCCCCUUAUCGCCACCCACUGCCUUGCCUUCUCCACCACAUAAGCCCAGACCGGUGGGGCGGCCCCCUAACCCAAAUCGGGUUCCCCCCGCUGCCUCCCAGCUUCUCCAAAAUCCUCCCAGGAAGAGGGGCCGCCCCAAAUCCAAGAUGCCCCGGCUGGACGCCCCUGUCCCUCGCCGCCCUCUGAAAUUACCCCCAUCCAAGGUGUACUCUCUGCUCAAAUCCAAAGAGGAGGAUCCUCCAGUCUUGCACCCAGAAGUGGACUUGAAUCCUCCCAAGCCCUUGCCCAGAAAGCGCGGCCGCCCCAAACGCUUGCCCCCCACCCUGCCUCAGGAGACCCAGCCCCCGACUCUAGCCCCUGAGGAGCAGGGAGGGGGCGGGUUUACAGUGGGGGAGGGACAAGGGGACAGGCAUUUCCGCAAGAAGGGCAAUGGGCAGCUCAUGAUGAGAACCAUCAUUCACAAGAUCAACAAGAUGAAGACUAAGAAGCGCAAGAGGCUCCUGAACCAGAUCCUGCUGGGCCCCGGGGCCGGAGGCGGGGCCAGAGACGAGGCGGAGUCCUCUCGGGUGCCGGGCGGAAGCGUGAUUGGGACAGUUGCAGCUGCGACGCAGUCCUUAUCGUCCCUGGCUGCCUCGUUCGGAGGCAAACUGGGGCCGCAAAUUAACGUCAGCAAGAAAGGGACGAUAUACAUGGGCAAAAGGAGGGGGCGGAAGCCGAAAGCUUUGACUAAUGCCUCUGCCAAUGCCCCUGCUGCUCCCCCCGAACCCUUCCUCUCCCCGGCCUCUGCCUCGCCCCUCCACCUCCACCCAUCCCAGUCCCUCCAUUCUCAGCAGCAGUUAUCCUCGUCGGAGGUCUUUCCCUCCCCAACUCUGUCCCAGUCCAGCAGGGCCCAGAGUCCCAUCAGCGACGCUGGCUUUGUGGAACCGGGCGCCGUGCACUUCACGCCGCACCCCCACUGCAGCCACGUCCACCACGCCCACCAUGCCUUCCCCCUCCCUCCGCCCUCCUCCCCAGGCCUCUCUCCCCGCCCACUCGCACCCCUGGGGUCGCUGCUGAAGAAGUCCUCGUGCCGCGGCCAUCACCACCCCCACUACCGCCAUCAGUACCAUUACCGCAAGCUGUCCCCUCCUCCGCCGCUGCUGCCUACCUCGCCCGCGCACCUGAGCGAGCUGAAGGAGGCCACGCCCUCACCCGUCAGCGAGUCGCACAGCGAGGAGACGGUGCCUAGCGACAGCGGCAUAGGCACAGAUAACAACAGCACCUCCGACCGGGGGGAGAAAGGAGGGGUGGGGAUUGUGGGCAUUGCCCAGGGAAUGCCAGUGGGCAUGGCGAUGGCCGGGGUGGUGGGACCAGUCACAGGGGUGGGCCUGGGGGUCAGUCCUCGGGGGCGACGAAGGCACUCUACCUCGGCGCUGCUAGACCACCCCUCGCCCUCUCCCUCCCCCCUGGGCCUUGGGACGUCGCCCGAUCCCUGCCGGAACCACGCGCCGCCCCCGCCAUCGGCGCUGGUGGGCCACAAGGAGAAGCACAAGCAUAAGUGCAAGCGCCGCGGUCACAACUGCCCCGGGUACGACAAGCUGAAGCGGCAGAAGCGCAAGCGCAAGAAGAAGUACCUGCAGCUGCGGUCCCGCAGGCAGGACCCGGACUUCCUGGCCGAGCUGGAGGAGCUCAUCAUCCGGCUGAGCCAGAUCCGGAUAGCCCACCGGAGCUCGGGAGCGGGGAUGGGCAGCGGGUUAGGGCUGGGGGGCACGGGGGCUGGCGGCGUGACAGGAGGGACAGGCAUGGGUGGGGGCAGCAGCAUGGGAAGCAGCGGUCACCCUCCCCCACAUCACUACCUGCACCGAGACCUCCUCCCCACCAUCUUCAGGAUCAACUUCAGCGGGUACUACUCCCCGCACCCGGCCUACCCGUGCGACUCCCUGCACUACGUCCGCAAGCCGGACCUGAAGAAGAAGCGCGGUCGACCGCCCAAGCUGCGCGAGGCCAUGGCUGAGGUCCCGUUCGUCCACGGGCUCGGAUUCCCCCUGUCGGGAGCCGGCUUCUACCACCCCUCCUACAGCGUGCCCUACUCCUCUGCCCCCCUCGGGCUGAGCUAUUACCGAGGGUACCCCCCGGCCGCGGCCCUCUACCCCCACCCGCACCACCCUCAGCCCCACCCCCCUCCGCCGCACGCGCACCACUCCCCCGGGUUCCCGCCGCCCCCUCCGCCCUCGUACGUGCACCACCACCCCCCACACCUCCUGCUCAACCCGGCCAAGUUCCACAAGAAGAAGCACAAGCUUCUCAGGCAGGAGUUUCUGGGAGGGGGCAGGUCCCCCGUGCUCUACCCCGCCAUGCCCCCCGAGCUGUCGUACGGCUGGCUCCACGAGCACAAACACAAACACCGGCACAAGCACCGCGAGCGGCGGGACGAGGAGGGCGCGGCCGAGGGAGGGGCCCCCGGAGGCAGGCUGUCGGCCAGCAGGGCGAUGGCCGGAGCUGCUGGGGGGAUGAUGGACUCUCUUCGGCGCUACCGGUACGGAAAGGACCCCGCUGCCGCCGCCAACGCUUCCAAUCCGGCGACUGCCGCCGCGGCCAAUUCGCCUUCCUCUUCCUCCUCAUCCUCAGCGGAGAGGUACAAACAUAAGGACACCCCUCUGUCCUGCCUGGGACCCUCGUAUCUGUCGUCGGCCGGGGGGGUCAGGGGGCACUCGCACUUGGAGCCCUGGCUGAGGAGGGGGAGCCCCGAAUCGGACUACGCCAACCUGUCCCAGAACUCCAACCCCAACCAGGACACCUUCGCUGGGGGGCAAGCGGCGGAUGCCGCGGGGGGCUCGGACAGCGACGAAGAGGAGCCUCACACACCCCCACCGGUGUCUGCGCACUCACCCCCCGCCCACCACACCAACCUGUUCGCCACCGCCCUGAGCCGGACUGCCCCCGCGGGGGGUAGGGGCAGGAGGGGCGGGAGCACGGCCAGCGCCAGGAGCUUCGCUGGACUGAGGAGCGAUCGGCCGCCAUCCGCAGAGAGGAGAGACACCGUGGGCGUACAGACACGUGGCUCGCGCUCUAUCGCCCCCGAGUGUCUGGAGGUGGGACACCAGCACUCCCAGCUCGGGCAGCAACACCUGCACUCGCACCCGCACCCGCACUACGCAGUCCGGCAUACGCACUGCAGCCACGACACCCCCGGGGGAGGGGGCCAGGGCCCCGGGAGGCCCCACAGCCGGGAGAGGCAGGCCAGCCCCUCCGCCCGCGUCCCCCAGCCCUGCUGCCUGGACGACCCGCCCUCACCCCACCCCCACCCGCACUCCGCCGGCAGGGUCCUGUCCACCAAGCGCAGCCUGGACCACGUCAACAAGAUCCUCAAGGCCAAGAAGCUGCAGCGGCAGGCUCGCACCGGCAACAACGUGGUGAAGAGGCGCCCCGGGCGCCCCCGCAAGUACCCCCUGCCCUCCCCUCCCCCGUCCCCGUCGCCUCCGCCCCCAGACGAGCCCCCCCCUCCGCACAGGGACCGGGCGGGAGGAGGGGGGGGCGACACCGUGUGGGACGUGAUCGAGGCCGUGGUGCAGGGCGAGCUCAGGGCCGGGCGCGGCCAGAAGAGGAAGCGCUGGGCCCGCGACGGCGACGGAGAGGAGCCCGAGGGAGAGGAGGAGGAGGAGCAGGAUGAAGAGGAGGAGAGAGGAGGCGCGGCGGCAUCCCGGGCGGCGGGCAGGGCAGGCUGGCUCACUCAGGAUGAGCUGCACUGCUUUCGCAGAGCUCUGGAGGGCCAGCCUGAAGGCCCCUCCCCCCAGGAACAUUUGGGUCCAUCGGCAAUGGAACAUGCUCCGCCCCUGCCCUUGGCCAACCAAUGGGAAAAGAGAUCCGCCAGGCCACCCAAGAAGAAGUUCCAGAGGGCUGGGCUCUACUCUGAUGUCUACAAGACUGCAGAUCCUCGUAGCCAGCUCCUGCAGCUGAAGAAGGAGAGACUGGAGUACACACCAGGGGAGCACGAGUACGGCCUCUUCCCAGCACCUAUCCAUGUUGGGAAGUAUCUGAGACAGAAGCGGAUUGAUUUCCAGCUCCCCUAUGACAUCCUGUGGCAGUGGAAGCACAAUCAGCUCUACAAGAAGCCCGACGUCCCGCUCUACAAGAAAAUCAGAUCCAAUGUGUAUGUGGAUGUAAAGCCUCUCUCUGGGUAUGAGGCCACCACUUGUAACUGCAAACCGCCAGAGGACCGCUCUGACAAGGGCUGCAUCGAUGACUGCCUCAACAGGAUGAUCUUCGCCGAGUGCUCGCCCAACACGUGCCCGUGUGAGGAGCAGUGUGAGAACCAGCACAUCCAGAGGCACGAGUGGGUGCAGUGCCUGGAGCGCUUCCGCGCCGAGGGCAAAGGCUGGGGCAUCCGCACCAAGGAGCCGCUCCGCUCCGGACAGUUCAUCAUCGAGUACCUGGGGGAGGUGGUGAGCGAGCAGGAGUUCAGGAACCGCAUGAUCGAGCAGUACUACUCGCACAGUGACCACUACUGCCUGAACCUGGACAGCGGCAUGGUGAUUGACAGCUACCGCAUGGGCAACGAGGCGCGCUUCAUCAACCACAGCUGUGACCCCAACUGUGAGAUGCAGAAGUGGUCAGUGAACGGAGUGUACCGGAUCGGCCUGUUCGCUCUGAAGGACAUGGACAGCGGCACGGAGCUCACCUACGACUACAACUUCCACUCCUUCAACACCGAGAAGCAGCAAGUGUGUAAGUGUGGCUCGGAGAGCUGCCGGGGGAUCAUCGGGGGGAAGAGCCAGCGGGUCAACGGGCUGCCUGGGAAGGGGGGCGGAGCCGGGGGCGGGGCUCGCCGGCCGGGCCGGCUCAAAGAGAAGCGCAAGUCCAAACACCAGCUGAAGAAACGGGAGGAAGAGUCGAGUGACAGCGGGAAGUUCUGUCCCCACUUGCACAUGAAGCCCAUGUCCAACAGAGAGAGGAACUUUGUGCUGAAACACAGCGUGUUCCUGGUGAGGAACUGGGAGAAGAUGAGGGAGAAGCAGGAGCUGCUGAGGAGGGAUGGAGAGAGGGAGCGAGAGAGAGAGCGGGAGAGGGAGGGCAGCGGCCUGUCUCUCUACAGCCGCUGGGGCGGAGUCAUCCGAGACGACGGCAACAUCAAAUCAGACGUGUUCCUGACUCAGUUCUCGGCGCUGCAGACGUCUCGCUCGGUGCGCACACGCAGACUGGCCGCGGCCGAGGAGAACAUGGAGGUCACGCGCACCGCCCGCCUCGCACACAUCUUCAAGGAGAUCUGCGACAUGAUCAUCAGCUACAAAGAUUCAGCCAGUCAGACCCUCGCUGCCCCCCUCCUCACUCUGCCCUCCAGGAAACGGAACACGCAGUACUAUGAGAAGGUAUCAGACCCUCUGGACCUCAGCACCAUUGAAAAGCAGAUUCUCACCGGACACUACAAGACCGUGGAGGCCUUCGACACCGACAUGCUCAAAGUCUUCCGCAACGCCGAGAAGUACUACGGGCGGAAGUCGGCGGUGGGCCGGGACGUGUGCCGCCUGCGGAAGGCGUACUACGGGGCGCGGCACGAGGCCGCCGUGCAGAUGGACGAGAUCAUGGGCGAGACGGCGAGCGAGGCCGACAGCUCCGACUCGCUGGAGCGGGACGCCCAGCACCACGGCCGGCCCGGCGCCCACGACAAGGACGACGACGUCAUCCGCUGCAUCUGCGGCAUGCACAAGGACGAGGGCCUGAUGAUCCAGUGCGAGAAGUGCAUGGUGUGGCAGCACUGUGACUGCAUGCGGCUGAAGGCUGAUGUGGAGCACUACCUGUGUGAGCAGUGUGACCCUCGGCCUGUGGACAGGGAGGUGCCCAUGCUGCCCCAGCCCAGCUACGCCUCCUCCGGCUCCAUCUACUACAUCUGCCUGCUGCGGGACGACCUGCUGCUGCACCAGGGUGACUGCGUGUACCUGAUGAGGGACAGUAAGCGGACGCCGGAUGGGCAGCCUGUCAGGCAGUCAUACCGCCUGCUGUCACACGUCAACCGUGACAAACUGGACAUCUUCCGCAUCGAGAAGCUCUGGAAGAGCGACAAGGGCGAGCGCUUUGCUUUCGGACACCACUACUUCCGGCCCCACGAGACCCACCACUCGCCCUCGCGGAGAUUCUACCACAAAGAGCUUUUCCGCGUGCCGCUCUACGAGAUCAUCCCUCUGGAGGCCGUGGUUGGAAUGUGCUGUGUCCUCGACCUCUACACCUACUGCAAGGGCCGGCCGAAGGGGGUGAAGGAGCAGGACGUGUACAUCUGUGACUACCGGCUGGACAAGUCUGCGCACCUCUUCUACAAGAUCCACCGCAACCGCUUCCCCGUCUGCACCAAGCCCUUCGCCUUCAACCACUUCCCCAAGAGGCUGGCCCCCAAGAGGGACUUCUCUCCUCACUACGUCCCGGACAACUACAAGCGCAACGGGGGACGCUCGUCCUGGAAGAGCGAGCGGCCCAAGUUGGGGUGCAAGGACGGGCGGGGCGGGGCGCCGUGCGAGGAGGGCUGUUCCCCUGACGACGCCCGACUGUGUGACGGGCCGGGGGCGUCCCAGCCGGACAGCGAGGAGGGGGCCGGGGAGGGGGACAUGAUGGACGUCCUCCCGGGAGAGCCCCCGCCCCUCCUGCCCCAGCCGCCCGCCCUGCCCCCCACCCCCCAGGACCAGAGGGCCGAGGAGGAGGCGGAGGAGGAGGAGGAGGAAGAGGAGGAGGAAGAGGAGGGAGAGCCGGAGCAGGAGACCCCCCUGUCCUCCUCCCAUCACGCGGAGCUGGGGAGGAGGGAGGCGCAGAGGGAGCGGCUGAACAAGAUCCUCCUCAACCUGCUGCACCAGACGCCCAGCAAGAACGUCAUCGACGUGACCUACCUGCUGGAGGAGGGGUCUGGGCGGAGGCUGCGCAGGCGCACGCUGGGAUUCGGUGACUUCGUUGGCAGGAAGUGAUGUCACCAGCCACACCUCGCGACCCACGCAUCCCUCACCCUCCUUCUCGCGCGGCGCCAGAGAGGCUGAGAAACGAAGGAAGAGAACUAAUGCGAGAGAGAGAGAGAGAGAGAGAGAGAGGGGCAGACCAUUCUCUCCUUUCCUCUUUCCCUCUCUCCUGAGUGCUGACAGACAGACGGACGCUGGGGACAGAAGCAGAGGCGGCAGGGGCACUGGGCCAGACGUGCACACAGUGUAUGCGCAGCGGACGUGGAGACCAUGCGUCGCUAAAGAAGAGACAUUUCAAGACGGUCACGUCCAGCCGCAGGAGAGACACUCACACUACGCGGAGCGGACGCACUACAGCAGACAGACGGAGUGAGCGCCAGCCUGGACACCCGCUGGAGCGGACGUGCUGAGCACGGUGGGUGGCGGAGGUCACGCCCAGGACGGACAGACGGACGGACACACAUUCCAUCGGCCGUGCGGGAGAGAUGUUCGUAUCGGGCGUGCGGUAGCCUUCGGUAGCCUUUUGUGUUUACUCUUAUACGUGUCAUUUGUUUUUCCUGAAAUAUAUUAAAGCCAGAGAAGAGACACACGCUUAUACACACACACACAUACACAGACGUGGAGUGAAGGCGGUUUCUCAUUUAAGUGAUGCAACGGUUGUUUUAUUUAGCGUACGUUUAGCCUAAGCUCAGAUGAGUGGCUGUUGGGACGCCCGAGUGUGCUUUUCCGCUGGGCCGCAUCUCAACCAGCUUCAUAUGCAGGACGCGUGCUAGCGCCCCCACCUGGAGACAGCCUGAACUGCAGCUCCGCCCCAUUAAAAGGGGAGAGCUUUAGGAGUCCAGUCCAUUGGCCUCACUCAAACACACACAACACAGGGGCUCCUCUCCGGACGGGUCAUUACCAUUUAAUACGAUUGUAACUAACGCUUAAAAUGCGCUUCAUGUGUCUCGACACGAUACAGUGUGAGACUGGGAGGGUCUGGGAUAGUGACAGACUGUGUGGGCGUGGCCCGCAGCCUGAGAAAACUGACAAAUGAAGAGAGAGAGAGAGAGAGAGAGAAAGAGAGAGAGAGAGAGAGAGAGAGGCUGAAAAGUGCCAAGCUGUAUAUAGACUGGAAUGAAGUGAGCUUAGUCUCCAAAAGCAAUAUCUCAAAUAUGGAAUUUGUUUCUAUUGUAUUGUACAGGACCCAACUUAUGGAGCCCUACAUGUAUUAAAAACAAUUAUUAUUAUUAUUAUUAUUAUUAUUAUUAUUAUUAUUAUUAUGAUUUAUUCCCUUAUUCUUGUCUUGUUUAAGCUGGCGAAGCACAUGGGAGAAUGUUUUUUUUUUAAUUAAAUGCAACAGGCACUAUUAGCAGUGAUGAAGUGUGAGAAUUGAAAUCACGUUGCAUAUCUAUGAAUUGUAUCGAGACGAGGAGGCACAGAACAGCUCAGCCACACAGAGGAAGCUAUUGUAAUUAAGAUAUUGUAAUUAUUAUUACGACAUUAGCAGGACAGAAAGCCCCUUCUCUAUUUUGCUGCAAAGUGUUGAACACUAAAAAAACAGACCAACGUAAAAAUGUAAUAUUUUUCAGAGGUGACAGUGAAACAAAAUAAAAUCCUGUCACCAUAUAGUUCCUGGUAAGGAUUGUUUUUCUUUUUUAAAAAAACCAGAAUCCAGUUUUGUGAAAACGGUUAUCAACGCAGCUCUUGUAUUAUUUUUGUGUGUGUGUGUUUUGUGAUAUUUUUUUGUUUUCAUUUGGACUUUUUUGUUUUGUUAGACAAUCGCGAAAUGUUGGCUAUUGUAAAAUGGAGGUCUGGGCAGACAUUGCGUGUGUUUCUUCCGUUUGUCCAGUUCUCUUCCUCUCUGGUUCAAAGUUUGUAAUUAUGAUUCUAAAGUCACAACGAUGCUGUUUGUUUUUCAUUUUGUUUUUAUAUGUUUAUUAGUUUUUUUUAUAAAAAGCACUACAUUAUUGCAAAUAGAUGAUGAUUAUCAUGAUUAUUAUCAUUGCAAAUAUGAUUAUGGUUAUUAGGAUUAUUUAUCUAGUUUGCAUGAAAGCAAUGUGUCUGAGUUUUUGCUACACAAAUGCUGCUAAUAAUUUACUUUUAGGAAAAAUAAAAACAAAAAAAAAUAAUUUAUCGCCCAAAAAAUGUGGUUUUGAAUUUUGAUCUUUGUAAAAAAAUGAAUAAAAUACUGAUUUAAAAACAAGAGUUACUCCAGAUUUUACAUUUGAUGUAAUGUGUAACAUUGCUUAUCAUUUUCCUUACUAAUAUUAUUAUAGAACUGAAACAUCAGUAAAUGCAUAAUUCUACUUCUCUCUAUGGAAACUGUGUAAAAUAUUAAACUGUUUUCUUUUUUCAAAGAAA
Molecule: messenger RNA, 12558 nt
Organism: Conger conger (European conger)
Lineage: Eukaryota; Metazoa; Chordata; Actinopteri; Anguilliformes; Congridae
Product: histone-lysine N-methyltransferase ASH1L-like
Exons: 26
Coding region: 1444-10227 (2927 amino acids)
Cellular component (GO): nucleus
Molecular function (GO): protein binding; DNA binding; chromatin binding
Source: RefSeq, a predicted model, not a curated record